AUGCAUGAUGCUGCGGGUUCUGCAACCAAAAAUUUAGAAGAAUAUGAAAAAAAAAAUGAGAAAAGCCAUGGAGAAGGAGGAAGUGGAGACUAUUAUGGAUUUCAUCCAAUUGUUGUUCUCUGGGCGGAUAUUAAACGUUCAAAAUAUGAAAAUGAAAAAUUAUUGGAGUUUAUAAUUGAUUUAACAAAUUGUGAGGUUACAAAAUUUUUUAGUGAACAAUGUAAUCGCAGUCUCCCCGAUCCCAUUCAAUUAAUAUGA
Molecule: messenger RNA, 258 nt
Organism: Dentiscutata erythropus
Lineage: Eukaryota; Fungi; Glomeromycota; Glomeromycetes; Diversisporales; Gigasporaceae
Source: the annotation of a GenBank genome assembly